Molecule: messenger RNA, 2552 nt
Organism: Cryptotermes secundus
Lineage: Eukaryota; Metazoa; Arthropoda; Insecta; Blattodea; Kalotermitidae
Product: zinc finger protein 239
Exons: 5
Coding region: 1201-2256 (351 amino acids)
Biological process (GO): regulation of transcription by RNA polymerase II
Cellular component (GO): nucleus
Molecular function (GO): RNA polymerase II cis-regulatory region sequence-specific DNA binding; DNA-binding transcription factor activity, RNA polymerase II-specific
Source: RefSeq, a predicted model, not a curated record
GGAUCCCUUUACUUUGUUUACUUUUUAGUACAAAUGUUUGUACCGUAGUUUCCAAAUUUUUUUUAAGUAAAUCAGACAUUGCUCCCGCAUUUGAUGGAUUCAUAAUGUCUAUGAUACGGCGUAGGGUGGGAUCAGAACGUGGAAGGAAUUGUUAAAUUCUAACAGCAGGUAAUCUUGGGGAUUAAUGUACGGCUUGUAUAGCCCUCGUGCCCUGUACUUAUUCAGAGGGUGUAGGACAUUAUGAGCCUUAUGAGCGAUUGUAAGGCUACGUAGCCAACGUAUGAGCGUUAAAUUUUUAGUCUGUAUGUUGGUAAUGUAUGUGGUCUUGGUGUCUUCGUGUGAUUUCUUUGUUAUGUGAUCAUGUGUGGUUUUGGUAAGAGUAAUGUACAUUGGAGCGUGUUGUUUGCUGUUUUUAUGUAACAGUCCAUCCGUACGUGGUGUAUGAUUCGAAGUGCAACGAUUUUUUUUCAGGCACCUCUGUUCUUUUGCAGUUCAGAAUGGCGAAGUUCACAGUUUGCUAAUGGUAGGGUCAUUUCAUGGUUUAUGUAACAAAGUUACAACUGAGUGAAAAUUGUGUUUUGUUUAUAAACAUGCCGCAUGUGUAAAGAGCAGUUUUUGUUAAGGGUGAGAGAAUCUUUUGAUCAAUGUAGAUAACCCAGAAUUUAUUUCUCUUCUCCAUAGCGAAUAAACCAGUGUCAUGAGAUAAAGUGGAAUGGUUGUGUUUGCCCAGAAUCAUGAAGUGAAACCCAGUGUCCCUAACAAGAGUGUUUUAGAGGUUAGGUUGUACUAUAUUACGUCUUGAAACUGUAUACAAGAAGAUUUUAGUAGCAGGUAUGUGGUCCCAUCGUGAAUGUUCAAAAGUGGAAUUGUGAAGUAACUCGUGAUUGCAUAAUCAGGAUAGAAGUAUUUUAAGAAUUUCUCUUACAGAAUUGUUAAAGUAGUCGAGACAUUUUUCAUGAGGAUAACACUUGUACGGGAUGCUGAACUCUAAAGGAUAAAAAUGAAAGUUACUUAAAAUCUGUACAGGAAACUGAAACCACUAAAUUCCUUGGUCUCCAAAUUGACAGUCACCGAAAAUGGAAAAGCAGCAUAGAUCAGGACCUUGCACAUAUUCCAUCCAAUGUACAAUAAUAGGUUCUGUGGAGAGCCAUCUCAGUAGGCUUCUUGUAAGCCACUUUAUUGCAUAAUCCACAAACCAUCAUGUGUGAUAAACAAGUUUUAAGCAUAAAAAAGGAUCAUCAGUCUCUUCCAGCAAGAGUACCAAAAAUUGUAAUGCCGACAGUUGAUGACAUGUUCCCUAAUCUGAAAGAAAGCAUGGAUAAUAUAUUAAUAAAAGUUGAACAAGAUGAUGUUUCGAGUGAAGAAGAUUCCAGUGACACAAAAUGUGGCAAGGAUUAUAUACCGUCCUCAUAUUCUGUAAAAAAGUCCGAACCCGAGAAUUACACAGAUAUGCUGAAAGUUGUUCCUAGUUCAUGUUGUGAGACAUGCCUAACAUCUGAUGAUAGAAAUCUAAUCAUUGAUACAAAGGGUGAGGACGUCUCUGAUGCGCAAGCAGAAGUGGAUCCUCUGCUAGUAACACCACAUGUAAUAAAGCCUGGAUGUGAGAGCUCUUUGAUUGAGCAUCACCCUACAGGUGCUGAGGGGAGUCCAUACCUUUGUGGUGUGUGCAGUAAGUCAUUCCGUCAUCUCAGUAAACUUAAGAGACAUCACCUUGUGCAUAGUGGAGAGCGUCCAUAUUUCUGUGAAGUUUGUACAAGAUCAUUCAGUGAUUUGGGUAAGCUCAAAAGACAUGUGUUGAUCCAUACCGGCGAGCGUCUGUAUUCUUGUGAUAUUUGUAAUAAAUCAUUUAGUGACAAGAGUAAUAUGAAGAAACAUCAGCGUAUACAUAGUGGUGAGCGUCCGUAUUCGUGUGAUAUAUGUAAUAAGUCAUUUAAUGUACAUGGUACGUUGAAGUCACAUAAACGCACCCACAGUGGGGAGCGUCCAUAUUUGUGUGAUAUCUGUAACAAAUCAUUCAGGUAUCAUUGUAAUUUGAAAACACAUGAACGCAUACAUAGUGGAGAGCGUCCUUAUUCAUGCGAAAUAUGUAAUAAAUCAUUUACUGAACAAAGUACACUAAACAAACACCAGCGUGUACAUAGUUCAGAUCGUCCAUAUACCUGUGAAGUGUGUAAGAAAUCAUUUCGCAUACAGAGUACUCUGAAGACACAUCAACGCAUGCAUAAUGGAGAGCGCCCUAAUUCCUGUGAUGUGUGAAAUCAUGUAGUGAUGUAACACAAGGGCAGCUAUUUGAAUAUGGGGGUUUUGUGUGCUUGUAAUAUAAAUUAAAAGGGAUACUUGAACAGAAUGAUGUGGAAAGACAUACACAUACCAAAUGAAGACUGUUCAUAUUCUUGUGAUGUGUGUUAAUAUAUUAUUUAGUAUUGUGAGCAACUUCAGAGGAAUCUAUUAGUGCGUAGUAAGUAGUGUGUGUAUUCCUGAGAUGUACGAAUUAGUUAUAAGUGGUCAAAUAUAUGAAGAGCUGAAUUCUGCCCUCAGAGGGUACAACAUAA